CAAUCGUGGGAACCCUAAAAAUAGGUUUCCUACAUCUGGUAUCAGAGCCCGGUUCGAGAAUUGAGUUCACCACAACUCUCAACCGGGGAUGAGUUCUACAACUGGUUCGACGAUGAGCUCUUCAAAGCUCUCGAACCUGUCGUGGGCAGAGCUGCGUGACCGGGCUCGCCGCAUCGGCCGUCGUUGGAGCUCCGAGGAGCUGCCGACUGGGAAUGCCACCACCACAGAAGAGCAACCGUCAGUUGUGCAGGUUGACUCAGACGGUGAUCUUGAGAGGCGAGCAGAGCAACCGGACGUGGAAGAGGUUUUGGCAAUCGAGCCGCCAGCCACAGAAGAGCUUCCAAAUGUCACCAACAAACAGCAGCAGCUUCCGACAGCAUCAGUCACCACGACUGCGGCUUCACCACUAACACUGUUUGCAGCGGUUGAACAAUCAUCCAAGGCUGCCGAUGGUACUUUCGCGGUCGUGAGUGAAGAAGAAGGUGAUCCUGCUUCUUCCAUCCUUGUUCCCGACAGUGAGAAGAUCAACGCCUUGGAAGAAGAAACCCAAACCGAGGGUUUGGAGAGGAGACCAACGUCGGGUCAAGUAGCGAGCUGGCGAUUUCGGAGGAAGCCGAGGAAGGACGAAGAGGAGUUCAGGGCCGCCGCGUCGGCCAUCCCUACUACACCGAACGACAUUUGGGGCUCGCUAAUGUCGCCGCUAGCCACAGUCAAGGAGAUCUGUUCGUCAAUGGAAGCUGGGAGGGAAACGAAGAUGGCGUCGCCGGGUAACAACUCGAAGGAUGCGUCGGCGAACGAAGUGGACGAGGCUGGCUUUCUCCCUCUCUCGAGUAAGGGCGAGUUACAGUCGUCGAAACCGCUAGAAUACGAACCAUCGUCGGAGAACGAGAUGGAUUUGGGUUUAGCUUUUCGCGGCCUGGUGUUCUCGUUGCCGCCGGGUGAGGACUCGAAGAAGGUGGGCGGCGCGCUCGGGGAGAAGAACUCGAAGACUAGACCGCAAUCGGGCUGGCACUCGUGUCGUCUGGUGAGCCGCUCGCCGUCGAGGAUCGAAGAGGAGAAGGAGGAGCAGGGUCGUAGGGGUUCUUCGCUUGCGGUGACUCCAAAUACGAAGCCGACCGUUGAGGAGCUGACGUCGAAGAGGGCGCCAGAACUCGAACCGCCGUCGGAGUACGUGGCGGAGUUGAAGUCGACGGCGAGGUCAGGAGGACCGCCGUGCCAAUGAAGCGAAGAAGAAGGAAGGCGGCGGGUGUUCUUCUGCAACCCUAGGCCGCCAAGGAGUGGAGUGG
This is a messenger RNA of Linum tenue, 1286 nucleotides long. The record is from the annotation of a GenBank genome assembly. Lineage: Eukaryota; Viridiplantae; Streptophyta; Magnoliopsida; Malpighiales; Linaceae.